Messenger RNA from Trachymyrmex cornetzi, 3491 nucleotides. RefSeq lists its product as uncharacterized. The transcript is spliced from 2 exons. Lineage: Eukaryota; Metazoa; Arthropoda; Insecta; Hymenoptera; Formicidae. The record is from RefSeq and is a predicted model, not a curated record. Bases 1 to 1446 code for a protein of 481 amino acids.
AUGCAUGCGAACAGUCAAGGACGGGAGAAGACACCUGUCCUUCCCUGUGAUGAAGAAUCAUCUUUCGCCUCCGUAGAUGAUGUAUUCUUCUUUUGUGAUCAGCAGCAGGCCGUAAAUCAGGAAACUUAUUAUUCAGAUUCAUUCAAGAAAACGCGUUCCAAAGACGAGUAUCCAAAUGUCGAAGAUAAUUCGAAAAAAUCUAGUGUGAGAUCGGAGAAUAAGAAUUCAAAGCAGAAAGAUUCUUCUACGUGCACAAAAGACAAAGACCAGAACAAAAGCACCACCACUGAAAAAGUGACUGAUUGUCACAAUUUUCAAUUGAACCAUACUGGAAAGGUCGCCAAGAAACAUACCUAUCUACCAAAAAAUUUGAAAAAUCCCUUUGCUCAAAAAAAUAUUGUUCAUAGAAGCUUAAAGAAUUCAUUUGGUCAAAGUCAGAAAAAGACAGAUAGUCAAAGAACUCACACGACUUUAAUUGAUAUACUUGUGGAGGAUUGUCGACAAUGUGCGAUUGGAGAGAAAUCGGUUGCAUCAUUUUCUAAUGUUUCUGGUGAUAUUAAAAAGGAUAUUACUGAUUGUAGAGGUACUUUUACUCAGCCUACUGAAAAAAAGUCUCCUGGAUCUCGAUUUAAGUACAAUUGUACAGAGUCGGCGAUGGACUCGGUUAACAGUAACAAAGACAGUAGGCAACGUUAUUAUAAUAAAAUCUCAAUUGUAGAUAAUAUUACAAAGUUUAAAAGGCCCGAUACGACACACGCAAAGACUACAGAACUCACGAAGAAGUUUCCUUGGAAUUGUACAUGUACGAGUAAAAUGAAGAGAAAUCUUGACAAAUGCAAGGAACAGGAGAAGAACGAUUCUGUCGAAAGCUUAGAUUCCUAUAAUGACGCAAAGCAGUUAAAAAAGAAAAAAUCUGUUUGCAGUCCAUUGAAAAAAUUUGGCCGAUCGUCUCUAUCAGUAGGCGCUGACAAAAUCACGAUAAAUUUGCCCAAGUAUUCUCCUUGCGCAAGUAGAUUAGCUGCAAGCUCAAAAAUUUUGUCGUCUGAUUUAGCAGCAGAUCCAGAGAGUCCGCUUCACGUUCCACGCUCCAGAAGUCCGUCUCAUGUCGAUGUACAAACUGAGAAACAAACCGAGAACAACCCUUCGAAGAAUUCGGAAAAAACGUCGAUACAGGCCAGUUUGUCUCUAAAUAUACAACAGUUCCAAAAGCCUCGGUAUACUCUGCGUAGUAGGAGUGUAGGUGACAGCUGCGUAACGUCCCCAACGAGUGAAGCGACUACCGUGAGCUACUCGCCUACUGGUACAGAGAUAUUGUCCUUAGAAGAAGUUGGACCGCAUACAUCAUCGGCCGAAGGCUCUGGUAGUAGUUAUUCAGAAGUCAAAGAGAAACCGGAUGUCGAAUGUUCUGACAAAGUUAGGAGAGCGACUUUGGAGACAAAGUGUUAAUGAAACGUGGGACUCUCGACAACACAUUAAACACGUGUUUCACGCCAUUCUUUCUUCCACGUAUAUACGUAUUUUACGUAAAACGAUCACGCAGUUCCGUACGCCCGCGAUAAACCCGUUCGGGCUGUAAUCGCGCUAGUGAGAAACUGUACACAGAGGCGAAUAUAUACGCGACAUACCUUUAUAAAAUUUAUUAUAUUUCUAGAAUCGCGAGAGUAUACAUACUUGUGCAUAUUGAAUAUUCUUAUCUACAUAUAUACACACUCAAAUGCACGCGUGUUUGCGUGGAUAUUAAGAGCUGUUUUUGCAAAAUAGGCUACAGAACGUUGUUGCGACAAAUGUGUCGAGUAUUAUUAUUUUUAUUAUCCUCCUUAAAAUUAGGAUAUCCAAUAAUUCCCGUGUGUGAUUGUCGAAACAUUUCUUUGUCUCGGGAAGUGCGACGAACGUUGAUAGCAUGUAGUGAAGAGAUAUCUCGCUGAACGUUUGCUUUUUCUCAAUUUAUUAAAAAAUUAAUAUCUUAUUGAUUUUUUUAUUCCAUUAAAACUUUUAAUCUUUUAGCUGUAAAAAGCACAUGUAUCGUAAGAAGAAACUGCCUCUCAUUCGCGGAAAGCGUACGAUCUCGUAAGACACCCACUAUUUAAAUUCACGGCUGAAAAUUUUUUUUUUCGAUUCUGGCAAAUCUGGUUCAGCGAGAAAAUUCGAAUCUUUUCAAAUUUCAUGCUUUUGCGAAUGAUUGGUAUUCCCGAUGCCAAUGGUGAUGAUAGUUGUAACAGUAAUGAGGGCAUUUGUUCUUAUACCCCCGAUAAAAACCUGAAAGAGGAGAAUUGGAGAUCUUCCAAGUUAAUAAAGAUUUUAGCAUGCAAUGGUCACUGCACAGUUUGGAAUUAGCAGACUGAAACAAGAAACUAUAAUGAUGAAUACGCAGUGCGUCCCGCAAGAAUACGUUUGUCGGAAGCUGAAUAGUAUAAAAAAUUUGUCAACAAUAAGAAUGCAAAUAGCUAGGGACAAUAUUACUGCCAAACUUGACUAUGAAUUAAUUAAUUUCUAAGAAAGUGAGAAAAUGCAUGAGGACCUCGUCUAUAAAGAUACGUUUCUCAUUAGUAUUUUUAUAUCUCGGUAAUGUAAAUACAAUACACUAAACGAUUUUUUCUUUAUCGAUGUAUGCGACAGUAUGAGGCGUUUGCGUGGAAUGCCAAUUGCGUAGAUAAUCGUGAGGUGCACUCUUUUGCGUAAAGCAAUUUUGCUACUUUUUAAGGCAUUCUAUAAAUUGUUGAUACUUUUUACCUGUCAAAAUUGUUUAUCGGAUAUUGCGAUGUCAAUGUUCGCGAAAUGAAAAAAGUUUUAAGACGAUCGAUUUUACUUACUAAGAUAGGAAGUGAUACAUCGUAAGUGUAAGUCGGUUUUUACCGUUCAGGCUACUUGUGCCACAAUGUCCUCGUAACUUGUUGGAAAUGUUACAAGCGGAAAAAUAACAAAACGCGACAGACAUACGAAGAAAAGAAAAUAAUGCAACCUAGUUACGUAAAAACAAGAUUUUGCUAUGCUUCACACGGCAUCCUUUUUUUACAACAAAGCUUUGUUCAAUCUACACGGUGAUUUAGAUAUCUGUAAUAGAUCUGAUGAUGGGGACAUUCAAGCAAGAGAGAUUAGUGAUUUCAUUAAUAUUGAAUGAUAAGUAUUAAGCGUUACAAAUUUAUCGAAAGACAUUUCAGUGAAAACAAUUUUUUUGGCUUUAGUGUUGAUUCUUUACUGAAAAAUUAAAAAAGACACAUUGGAGAAUUUUAUUCUCAUAUGAAAAUUAAUUCUGAGCUACAAAAUACGUAAGAAAUAAGAAAUUCAUACGUCAAAUAAUGCACAUCAUAAAACAAAACGAAACAUGUACGCUGUGAUACUAAGAAAAAUUUCAGAAUCUUAGCAAGUAAGAUUCAAAUUAAGUCUUUAUUAAUCCUUGGUAAAUACCGCAACUCUUAUUAUAUUUUUGUUACAAUGGGCCUAUAUCAACUUAUUAAGUACAUUUAUUAAAUCAAAAAAUUCAUGUGAAGCAA